AUGCCGGGGUCGUCCCCUCGCAGGAGGACGGCGGGGGCCUGCGACGCGCUGGAGAGGGUGGAGAGGCUGGCGGCGGAGAACGCGGUGGUGAUCUUCAGCGUGAGCACCUGUUGCAUGUGUCACGCCGUGAAGCGGCUCUUCUGCGGGAUGGGAGUGAACCCGACGGUGUACGAGCUGGACGAGGACCCCCGCGGGGCGGACAUGGAGAGGGCGUUCCUGCAGCUCCUCGGGGGGCCUUCUGCUGUCCCCGUCGUUUUUGUCGGUGGGAAGCUGGUCGGGGCCAUGGACAGCGUCAUGGCCUCCCAUAUCAGCGGUACCCUCGUGCCCCUCCUCAAGGAGGCCGGUGCCCUCUGGCUCUGA
Messenger RNA from Spirodela intermedia, 360 nucleotides. The record is from the annotation of a GenBank genome assembly. NCBI's taxonomy places the organism in Eukaryota, Viridiplantae, Streptophyta, Magnoliopsida, Alismatales, Araceae.